Lolium rigidum is the source of this 2342-nucleotide messenger RNA. RefSeq lists its product as uncharacterized. The coding region runs from base 1 to 2100 and encodes 699 amino acids. Lineage: Eukaryota; Viridiplantae; Streptophyta; Magnoliopsida; Poales; Poaceae. The record is from RefSeq and is a predicted model, not a curated record. The transcript has 8 exons.
AUGGCCGCCGCCGCCGCCGCCGCGCCGCCGCCUCGAAGCACCACCGGUCCCUCGCCACCGGAUCCCGCCGAGUUAGGGUUUCGGCCGCCGUUCAGCGACACACCCCCUCCUCCUCCUCCUCUACCAGGCACCCAAGUUGGGCCACUGUCGAGAUUGUCAGGGGAAGAUCUCAGUCCUGAUCUGAAACCUUGUCAAGGAUUCGAAGGUGCUCCAGAUACUAAGGAUGUGAGGACACCCGAAAGCUCAGAGUUUUUCUUGAGGGAACCUGAAAGUUCUGAUAAAAAACUCAUUUUGGCACGUGAAGCAUUCACUGAUGAACAAUGGGUGCAGUUGCAUGCUCAAAUACUAAUUAGUGGAUAUCUUACGCAUGGAAGAGCACCAAAAGAGACCAACAUGAUUCUGGCUUUUGGAGAGCCAGUGGAGGGUCAGAAACAUGCGUGGGAGGAGGUUUGGCGUGCUGCUCUUGACAGAUGCCAGAACCAGAUGUCGCCGAUGGCUGGCCUUGCGACACCACCUAGUAGUUCUUUGAUAGGUAGCUGUACUGUUGAACAAGGUAGUAAGGAUACUACUGUCUGGAAGAGCACCAUUUCAAAACCAUACCGUGAUUCACUACAAGGUGGUAGUGGUGAGAAAAAAACUCAAGUUCUGGAUGUUGAGAGACCUACUAAGAUGCUUGAACAAAGAAAUGGUGAUGAGGAUCACCUAGCAGUCAGUUGUGCCCAAAAAGCUGAUCAAACACUAUGUGGUGAAGGUAGUCCCAUAGCUGAACCAGAUAGCAAGGAUACUGCUGUGGGCAAGACCAUCAUUUCAGAACCACCAAGCAGGGAAAUCCUCUCUAAUUCACUGCAAAGUGACGGCCAUGGGAGAGCAAGUCAAGGUGAUGAAAGUACGGAUGAAAGUACCAGAACUGAUGCAGAGAAAGAGCAUCCCAGUGAUGAACUCAAUGUACAACCUGCUGGAAUCUCACCUUCUGUAAGCUACAAUGAGGCUGUUCAAGACCUAUCGGAUGAUGGCAAUGGCUUGGAACAGAACGUGCUAGACACAUGUUUAAAAUGUGGUAAAUCUGGACAGUUGCUGAGAUGUUGCAGCUGCCCCUUGGCUGCCCACGACAGCUGUUUUGGUUCAUCGGGGAGAUUCGAUGAUGGCCAGUUCUAUUGUCCGGUUUGCUUCUACUCUAAAGCCACUAAGGGUUACAAAAGGGCUGAGAGAACAUUAUCUGAAGCAAAGAAAAAUUUAUCUGGUUUCUUUGGCUGGAAGCGAUUUGCAAAGCAGCAAGAUGAGCAGUCUAUUACUGGAAAUCAGCAAAGAGCUGCCGCCAACUGCGAGAAGGAUCAUUUAAAUGGUCGUUGCGCAUCUAUAAGGCAAGCUAGUAACCAUCAGGCUAAAGAAGCAGCUAACUUUUCUCGUAAAGAUGAAGAGACUUGUCAUGGAAAUCCAGAAACCCAUGAAGUUAGAAGUAGCAGUUCAGUUGAUGAAGUGGCACAUUCAUCUCAGAAUGGAAUCAGUUCUAUUGCAAAUCGCAAUAUCAAGGCUGUCAAAGAGAACCAUCUUAUGAAUUCGCCCAAUUGCGAAUUCUCUGCCAAAAGAGGAGAUAUAUCAGAGCGAAAUAUGAGCCGCCGGAAAGUAACUUUUCAAGAAAAGGAGACAGGGGCAUUAAAUAGUCAUGGAAAAGCAUCAGGGCGCCAGGACCAGUACGUGCAUUCACCAGCACGGAAAAGAUCCUAUCCGUAUCCACCCGAGUGUUACUCUACACCUGCUAGAAGCCCCCUUGCGCCAAGAAGAAGGUCCUUCGUAUCGACUGCGAGGCGCGCACGGCUCCUUUGGACGGCAGAAGAAGAGGAGGCUUUGAGGGAAGCGGUGGCCCGGUUCGCCCCAAAAGGCAAGGGGCAGAUCUCGUGGAUCCAGAUCCGGGAACACGGCGAUGGCGUGUUCCACCCCAAGCGUUUACCGAACGACCUGAGGCAGAAGUGGAACAACAUGAAGAAGAGGGACGAGGCCCCCCACGAAGGGGCGGGCCUUGCAGGUCUGGUUGCGAGGACACGGCGAGCGAGCCUUCCGCCUUUAUGGAGAAAAGAGGCUUGUAAAGAUGGCAUGAUUUAGCGAAGGGUGGCGGGAGGAAAUGUUGGCAUCUGGAACAUUUCCAGGAGUAUGCCUGUAUGUAUAUCAUCAUGCAUGGGGGAGACUCAAUAUUCAGUAACUUAGUGAUAUCUAUCCCAGACUUCAUUUCUCUCUGAUGGUUAUGUAAUGAUGUUAUUAUUCUCUAUAUGUAUGUAUGUUGAAGUGGAGAGGGCCUCGCAAUAUUUGUGAGCUGUUUUCUUAUUAUCACUGACUUCAUAUCGUCU